Molecule: messenger RNA, 1170 nt
Organism: Chaetura pelagica (chimney swift)
Lineage: Eukaryota; Metazoa; Chordata; Aves; Apodiformes; Apodidae
Gene: SLC25A4
Product: solute carrier family 25 (mitochondrial carrier; adenine nucleotide translocator), member 4
Exons: 3
Biological process (GO): mitochondrial ADP transmembrane transport; mitochondrial ATP transmembrane transport
Cellular component (GO): mitochondrial inner membrane
Molecular function (GO): ATP:ADP antiporter activity
Source: RefSeq, a predicted model, not a curated record
CCCUCCCACCCGCCCUGCUUCUCCUCUCCGCAGGUCCAACAUGCCAGCAAACAGAUCACGGCCGAUAAGCAGUACAAGGGCAUCAUGGAUUGCAUAGUCCGCAUCCCCAAGGAGCAAGGCGUCCUCUCCUUCUGGAGGGGCAACCUGGCCAACGUCAUCCGGUACUUCCCCACCCAGGCCCUCAACUUCGCCUUCAAGGACAAGUACAAGCAGAUCUUCCUUGGGGGAGUGGACAGGCACAAGCAGUUCUGGCGCUACUUCGCGGGAAACCUGGCGUCCGGGGGCGCCGCCGGUGCCACCUCCCUCUGCUUCGUCUACCCCCUGGAUUUCGCCAGGACCCGGCUGGCGGCUGAUGUGGGCAAAGGAGCUACUGAGAGAGAGUUCACUGGGCUGGGCGACUGCAUAGUCAAGAUCUUCAAGUCUGAUGGCUUGAAGGGCCUGUACCAAGGAUUCAGUGUGUCUGUUCAGGGCAUCAUCAUCUACAGAGCAGCAUAUUUUGGGGUUUAUGACACAGCCAAGGGUAUGUUGCCUGAUCCAAAGAAUGUGCACAUCGUAGUGAGCUGGAUGAUUGCCCAGAGUGUCACUGCUGUAGCAGGGCUGGUUUCUUACCCUUUUGAUACUGUGCGACGUAGGAUGAUGAUGCAGUCUGGCCGAAAGGGAGCUGAUAUCAUGUACAAGGGCACAAUUGAUUGCUGGAAGAAGAUAGCUAAAGAUGAAGGAGGCAAAGCAUUCUUCAAAGGUGCCUGGUCGAAUGUGUUGAGAGGCAUGGGCGGAGCUUUUGUAUUAGUACUUUAUGAUGAAAUCAAGAAAUACGUCUAAAACUUAACAUCAUAAUGUAGUUCAAUUGUUCUCAAUCAACUUUUUUAAAAAUUGUGAUGUAAUGGACAACAAAAUAUUUCCUAGGGAAACAGAAUAAAAUGAGUAAAUACCUGGUUGAGAUAAGGAUACGUUAGUUUAAAAAUUGUCCACUACAUCACUUAUAUUUGUAUGAAAAUUCCUCCAACAUUUGUAUUGGAACCUAUGUAUAUAUUAUACUUUAAAUUUCAGAUAAUAUAUUUUGUGUAGAGACAAGACUUGGGUGAUCUAUACCUAGUUUAAAAUCUAAGAUUGUGAACUCUUAGUGGAAUGAGAUCUUCAGAAAUAAUGUACUAAGUGAUGUCUCUAGCUACC